AUGUCUAUUUCCACAACCGAACACGAUGCAUAUUUAGUCGAAAACUGGGACACCGAGACCCUUGUCCUUUACCUGCAAGAGCAGGGCCUAAAGCUUGACGAUGAGGACUUCGCUAUUAUCCGCAAAGAAAAGAUUGAUGGUCAGGUCUUUCUCGAUAUGACCGAAGAAAAGUUCCGUAGUUAUGGACUUGCGGGUGGACCGGCAAUGAAACUCGCAAAAGAAGCCAAAUCCCUCAAGACCAUGCCGAAGCGUUCAUUCUCCUCAUACCACAGUUUGAAAGAAGUGCUAACAAAAUAUGGUAUGGAAUCCGAAGGCAUAGAGGCGAUCCCUUUAUUCACUCUUCCAACCUAUGAAAUUCAAGACAGCGAUCCAAAUUUCAAGCAUUGCAUGGCGGAAAUUUUGGUCAGGUUGAAAAAUUACGGACCUUUGCACGAAGACUGUUUAGAGGCAAUGCGCAAUGAGUAUGUCGUGGCGAUCCUACAUUCAGCACUCAAUAUAACAAGAAAAGAUACAGAAAAAGAAUUUAGCAUGCGUUCUCAACAGGAAGUCAUCGGAGAAGAAAGUUCUGGGCGUGUCGAUUAUGCAAUCAAGGUAGGAAUAAGUCCAGGCGAAAUUUCUAAAGGUAGUAAAAUGCCGUUAAGCAUUGGAUUUACCGAUGAUGCCUUAGAAAAAGAUUCUAACGAAUAUCUGGCACUAUAUAACGGCGUGAAAAAGGUUUUAGGUGUAGUUGUUGGCUUGUUAAGGGAUAGGGCGUGUGUGGAAAAAUCACCAUCAAACCUAAAUGGUCGUUUUUUUCGUCGAUCAUUUCCCUACCUUUCUAUUUCUACCUCAUACACAAUUUCGGGCCGCUAUAUGGGUCUAUCAUCUGAUCAUAUCUUUGUCAUUACCUUACAGACACGAUCUAUGCCUCUCUCCAACCUUCGUACCUUCGCAUAUACUAUCCUAAAAAACCUUAAUGAUGAGGCCGUCAAAGAUAAAGAAUUUACUGAAAUAGGAUCGUGUACAGAAUGUGGAAAUGAAAUUAUUACGCUUAUCUACGAACCAUUCACAAUCCUCAUAUGUGGACAUAUCUUCCAUAGAAAGUGUAUCGAGAAAAAUUUUUUACUUACACAGUCAAAUGUAUGUCCCAUUUCUGGUUGCAAUAAAUCUGUUGAGCCUGUGGUUCCCGAACAGAGAAAUUCCCAAUCGAGUGGAACUUCGGAUCUAGCCGAUCUGAUGAGUAGUGAUCUUAAAAUGAAUACUCCAAGAAUUACAAAUGAUCCAAUAGAUACAUCACCAUUACUGAGCGGAGGUAAUCGCGAUAUUGAUCCGAUAUUAUUCGAGAGUGGGACGCAGAAAAAACGAAUUAUGAAGACUGACUCACGGAGUGAGGAAGCUUUACCAUCCGAAUCUGCCUCCGAAUCCAAUACAACAUCAGUUAACUUUCUAAAUUUAUAUCGAAAGAUCAUAGAUUCUGAAGCUGUUAAUAAAAAAACGACUCAAGAUCUUAUACGUAGCUAUUUUCAUUUUGGGAAAGCAAUCGAGGAACGGUAUAAUUACUACAGAAAAGAUUAUCCGAAGCGUACGUCUGAAGGAAAGGUUUCUGAUGAGAUUAGAAAACAGCUUCCAAAUUCGGUUAGUGAAAGCUUACUUCGAAAAACAAAAGAAAGGGCCCUGAAGAUUUAUGAUUUAUUCAAUGAAUUAGGGGAGGAUAAGAUUAAACGAAUUCAGACUUUCACGGCAACAACACUAGCAAAUAUAUCAGGACGAUAUUAA
Molecule: messenger RNA, 1755 nt
Organism: Ambispora leptoticha
Lineage: Eukaryota; Fungi; Glomeromycota; Glomeromycetes; Archaeosporales; Ambisporaceae
Source: the annotation of a GenBank genome assembly